Messenger RNA from Phaedon cochleariae (mustard beetle), 1302 nucleotides. NCBI's taxonomy places the organism in Eukaryota, Metazoa, Arthropoda, Insecta, Coleoptera, Chrysomelidae. The record is from the annotation of a GenBank genome assembly.
AUGUCAACACCUGAAAUCACAAAUAUGUCAAAUAAACUAAGUCCAUUUGGAAGUGGGAUAAACAAAAGGCUUCUAACUCCCUGCAGAAGAAUAGGAUUAUCAAGAAAAAGAAAAACUCCUAGUAGUAUAGUAAAAAUAUUAUCAGAAGAAUCUGGAAACACAGCUGAAAAUUCUCCAACAACGCCAAUAAACACCAAAAAGAGGUUAAUUAUAAAAAGAAGCAAUACAAAUUCUGAUAGUUUCAGUCCAUUAUCUAUACUGAAAAUAGCAGGUCCUUCUGUGAAAGAUUCUAUAAAAAAAAACUUGGUCCAGAAUUUUUCUAAAGAUUUGAUAAUCGAAAAAAAAACUAUCAUAGAAGACAUGGAACCUGGUAUGUGUUCAAUAAAUAUUGAUGAAGUGAUGCUUGCAGAGCCACAACUUCAUUGUGAAAUAGAAACCAAGCUUAAUAAAAAGAGUAUUGCUGGAAACAUAUCAAAUAGUAACCCUUGUUUGGAAGAGAAUGAAUGUAGAUCAGAUAACAGUUUAUCUGAUGAUGAUUUUCAAACCAAUGUUAAAACUGUUAAAAAAUUGAAGACAAAAGAAUCAUUCAAAGACAAAAAACUCAGUGUGGCUAGAGGUGUGGCUAAAAUGCAUACAAAAUCAAAAAGUGAGGAUCUUGUUGAACAUUUGAGGGAGUGUAAAAUAUUCAUACCUAAGUUGAGUAAUGAAGAUAUAAACUGCAUGGGGAAUCAUAAUUUGAGUGAAAAUAUUCCAGAUGAUUUAUCUGAUGAUGAGAUUGUGGGGAAAAUUAAAAAAAAAAGAAUGAUUAUAUCAUCUGAUGAAGAAGGUGAUUUUUGUGUAGUACCAAAAAAGUGUAAAAUCUCACCUAUUGAGGAUGAAACUGGACAAAAUAAAAAAAGCCAAAAAGUUAAAUGUAAUAGCCCAAAAGUUUCUAACACAGCUACUAAUUUGCCAACAGUUAUUAACAUAUCAGAUGAUGAUGACUUCACUUCAACACCUGACCAUGACAAAUUUCAGAAGAGAGAUUUAAUGGACAAAGUGAAAUAUUUGGAAACUCAAAUGAAAGAAAAGAGAAAAAAACUAGAAGAUCUCAAACAAGCAUCUGUUUAUAAAACAAAGCACAAUGUUGAAGAGCUCAUGAUGCUAGUAGGAAAAUGGAAAGAAGGUUGUGUUUUGGGUCUAAAUGGCUUAUUAACUCAGUUAAAAAAUCAUGGGCCUAUAGACAUGCCAUUGCUUUUAAAAAAUCUACAAAUCUCUAAUGAAGUAGUUAUAAAAUUAGGUCUGAAUGUGCCUGCUAACUAG